This is a messenger RNA of Rotaria sp. Silwood1, 2133 nucleotides long. Lineage: Eukaryota; Metazoa; Rotifera; Eurotatoria; Philodinida; Philodinidae. The record is from the annotation of a GenBank genome assembly.
AUGAGUAUCAAUAAAACUCGUUCAAGUACAAUUUAUUUAAAUGAAUUAAUAACAAAUAUUCCUGUACGACGAAAAAUAGUUGAUCAUAAUGAUCGAGAUAAAUUUGAAUGGAAUCAAUGGCAAAGUGCAACAAAAGCAAUUAAUAAUAUUGAAGUAUCACCAAAAGAAAAACAUAUUCGAAAUCUUAUUCUUGGUACAUUUCGCUUAGAAGGUUCUCGUUUAUUUUGGUCAAUGAUGAUUAGAAUUAAUAUUGAAUCACAUCCAAUUAUAUGUUGGAAAUUUUGUUAUGUUAUUCAUCGACUUUUAAGAGAUGGACAUAAAAAUAGUUGUAUACAACAAAAUUAUGGUUUAUUAUCAUAUCAUUAUUGUAAUUUAAUAAUAUCAAAAUUAAAAUUUCAUGAACGAAAUCUAAUGUUUACAGGAAAUUUAACAAUAAAUGAACAUAAUGAUAUACGAUGUUUAUUUAAUAAUAAUUUUAAUUCAUAUUUUCAAUUAUGUAUUGAAUUAUUUAAUUAUAUGGAAGAAAUAUUAAAUCUUGCACAAAUUAUUUUUAAAUCACUUGAUCAAUCACGUUUAAAUUCAAUGACAAUAACUGGUCAAUGUCGUCUUAAUCCACUUAUUAUUUGUAUACAAGAUUCAAGUCUUCUUUAUGAUUAUAUUGUUAAAGUUCUUUUUAAAUUACAUGAAAAUUUAUCUGUUGGUGAUACAUUACAAAAUCAUCGACAAAAAUUAUUUGAUCAAUUUCAAAGAUUAAAAUCUUUCUAUGCUCAAUCAUCAACAUUACCAUAUUUUAGAAAUCUUAUUAAAAUUCCUAUUUUACCUGAAAAUCCACCAAAUUUUAAUGUAAAAGAAAGUUUAGCAAAUUAUCAAACUCCUAUGGCUAUUGUAAAUACGUCAGCAUCUGAUUCAUCACAAAUGAUACAAGAUCUUCUUAUUGAUAUAUCAGAUGAUACAAAAUCAACAUCAAUAGCCACACUCAGUGAUAAUUUAUUAGAAAACGAAACUAUAUAUAAUCGUUCACAAAAUAUAGUCGAUUUUGAUCAGGAAUUAUUACAAGUAAACACAGUACAACAAAAUCGUUCUGAAAUUGAUGAUUUACAUCGAAUGAUUGCUAUGAAAGAUGCAGAAUUAAUUGCAGAAAGAAAUCAUCGCUUACAAAUUGAAGAACAACUUCGUUAUCAAUUGAAUAAUCAACAAUCUAUAGAAGAAAUCUAUGCUCUUGACAAUAAAACAAAUUCAAAUGAAAAAUUUAAUAAAUUAUUUGAUACUUAUAAUCAAUUACAUGAAGAACAUAUUGUUGUUUUACAUAGAAAAAAAGAAAAUGAAUAUAAUCAAAAUUAUCAAAAAUUUAAUAAUGAUAUUAUGCAAUUACGUCAAACAAAUGAUGAAUUACAAGAUAGAAUUCAAAUACUUACAAAUGAACGUAAUGAUUAUCAAUCUAUAACAAUAACAACUAAUGAACGUAUUAAAGAAAUUGAACUUUCUAAACAAAGUUUUGAAGAACGAUUAAAAGAACUAGAAAAUGAUAAAUCAUGUCUUCAUAAUGAUAAAUUUAAUUUUGAACAAAAAUUAAAAGAAACUGAAGGAGAACGUCGUGAUUUAUUUGAUCAAAAUCGAGAACAAGAAGAAAAUCUUAUUGAUUUAAUACAUGAAAAAGAAGUUCUUGAACAAAAAGUUAUUGAUUUAGAAGAAACAAUACGUGAAUGGGCACGAAAAUUUAUUGAUAUAGCCGAUAAACAAAAAUUAAUACAAGUUAAUCAUGAAAAUUUCUUAAAAAAUUUAAAACGACAAUAUAAAUAUUCUAUUUUAACAUAUUGUAUUAAUCAAAUGCAUGAUGGCAUCGAUCGAACAAAAGAUAUCGAAUUAUUUAAUUCUGAUACACUUUCAUUCUUAAAUGAAUGUAUUACAUUAGCAAAUUGUAUGGCUGAUAUAGUUGUACAUGGAAAAGCAGUAGCGAAUCUUGUUCAAGAUGUUAUUGUAGCUAAUGAUUAUCGUGAUAUUACACUCUAUUGUAUUGAUCUUUACACUAAUUAUCAAACAUCAUCAACAUCAGAUGAUAUUGAUAAACAAUCGAAUCAAUUAAUUUAUCGUUUAAAUUUAUUAAUCGAAAAAACAAAAAGAUUUUCUGCAUAA